AUGGGCCUGCCCAGUAACCGAAGGCACAGCCUCACCGUGGACAUAACUCCUUCUCUCUUGUGUUCCCUUCAGGGAAACAUGGGGACUCUGAUCAACAUGCAGCCCCUGUUUCUGCUCUUCCUGCUGCUGAAGCCACUGCAGUUUGUGAGGAUAAAUGAUCCAUCUUUAUCAGAUGAACGACGAGAAGAAUUAGAAGACUAUUUAGAAGACUUAUAUGCUACAGGGCCUACCAAACCACCUACCAAGGAAAUGUUCAAAACCCAUGUCAUUAUUAAUUCUGAAAUGCCGUUAACUGAUCAAGACUACUGCAAUCAAGAAAUGAGGAUGAAACGUGUUCACAAUAGGCUUUAUUGUGUUAAACAGCAUUUCUUCCUCCAAGCAUCAUAUAAUGACAUUCAAGAGAUCUGUCAUAACAUUUUUGUGCAAUGCACAAAUGGGGUUAGGAAAUGUCACAGGAGCCAGCAAAUAAUAUCCGGAGUGCAUUGUGCUUUAAAAAGUGGGACCAUGAUGCCAUUUUGUGAAUACACAUCAUCUUACAGAGAGGGAUGGGUCCUUAUCACUUGUCAAUGGGACGAUAUUGUUGGAGAAAUUAUCCCUGUGUCUGUAAUUGAUAUUUUGGCCAUAUAAAGAAUCAUCCACCAGGAAAAUCUCUUUUCCUCCACCCCUCUAGAAGUAUAUUCUCUGAGAUGUUACAGCAAGAAGAUAGAAUCCUAUCCUUACUGAUCCCUACAAGUCAAACUUGAGAAUGGAAAUUUUUAUCCCAUUCACUUUCAUCAUUCGCUGCUUGCCCUUUUUCUCCUUACACUAGGCAAAGGAAAGGUGGGCUGGAUUAAGAGAUAGUGCUCUGAGAUGGAUUCAAACAGGUCACAGAGUUUAGCACACUUUGAAUUUUUUAAAUGGGUGAAUGCCUGCAGGGAAAGGCUGACCAGCACCAAGAGGAAUACGAAAUGUUUGCUGAUAAGUGUAAGUGAAAGCCCCUCAGUCAUGUCUGACUCUUUGUGACCCCAUGGACUAUACAGUCUGUGGAAUUCUCCAGACCAGAAUAGUGGAGUGGGUAGCCUUUCCCUUCUCCACGGGAUCUUUCCAACCCAGGGAUUGAUCCUAGGUCUCUCACAUUACAGGCAGAUUCUUUACCAGCUGAGCCACAACAGAAGCUCCAAAGUUGUAUUCAUGUGAAUUUCUGGUUCAGUAGAAAUAAUAAAGUGCAUCGAUGUAGUUAGGUGUCUCUGGAAUGCUUAUGUGGGGUUUUUGGGUUUGCCUGACCUUCCUCUGUGACACAACUUGAAACAAAAAGAAUUGAAGGGACUUUCAUGGUGGUCCGGAGGCUAAGAUUCUAGGCUCCCAAUACAGGGACCCUGCGUUCCAGUUCUGGUGUUGGAAUUAGAUCCCGCAUGCCGAAUCCAAGAGUUUACAUGCUGCAAAUGUAAACAUGCCACAAGCUCCAACUAAAAAUUUGGAUGUCACAAAGAUCAAGAUCUCGAAAGCUACAAGAAAAACCUGGCACAUUAAGUAAAUAAAUAAUUU
Messenger RNA from Odocoileus virginianus texanus, 1524 nucleotides. RefSeq names its product inactive ribonuclease-like protein 9. The record is from RefSeq and is a predicted model, not a curated record. NCBI's taxonomy places the organism in Eukaryota, Metazoa, Chordata, Mammalia, Artiodactyla, Cervidae. Gene Ontology annotation, molecular function: nucleic acid binding. Gene Ontology annotation, biological process: defense response to Gram-positive bacterium.